AGCCACACAGGGGCUCCAAGGCGCAACCCCCCAAAGCAAUGGGGUGUGGAGCUUCCGCAGAGCCUGUCCAAGUGGCAGUUUGUCCGCCGGUCCCUCCAAAGCCGACGGUGGAGGUCAAACAUGAAGGCAAUGAUGCAGGAAAUGCAAAAGAACCAGAGGCCAAGUUGCCAGAAGGUGACUACUCUGAGAAGUGGCCAAAUCUUUGUGAUCCAGACCAGGAGUUUAAUCUCUUGGACUACGUGUUUUGCUUGCCAGAGGGGAAGGGGAGCUCUGCCACCAUGCUGAUGAUCCCCAAGCCAAGCUAUUUGACCGAAGAGGAGUACCGCUCCUGGAAGUGGAGCUUUGAAAAAGAAAGGAACAUCAAGAUGAUCGCGCCGAAAGCAGGAGCUCGGGAUCGGAAAUGCUCCUUUGAACAGGUGGAACUCAAUGGAAAGCCGGCUUUCCGAUCUGACCGGUUCUUCUCCGAUUUCCACAUCACUGCUGAUGGAAUGGAGUUCCGGUGCCGAAAAGAGCCUGAGCGGGCAUUGUUGGUUCACCGAACCUUGGACUUGGAGGGGAACGUCUAUUGGAAAAGCGAUGGCCAUCUUUGUGACGAUCUUCAUGGGAUGCUCUUUACGGUUGCCCAGUGGAAAGCAGAUGACCAAGUGCUGGAAAUAGAUGGAAAAGAGGUUGCCAAGGUGACCAUGGAGAACUAUUUUUGCCCUGACUUCUUCCUAGCCUGCUACUUCUGCUGCCGCGGUGAGCCCGAGCUUUGCGACUACGUCUUGCUGAGUGCCAAAGCGCAGAAAGAACGAGAUGAGUUGAACAAGAAGGCCAUGCAGGCCAUCGAAAAGUCUGGUGGCCGAGACAUCCGACAGCAGCUUGAAGCAAGGCGGAAGGAGGAGGAAGAGAGAGUGGAGAAAGAGAAGAGAGAAGCCCUGGCAGCGCGCAAGGCCACGGCACCAAGUGGAGGGCAUGGAUCCGGCACACCAGCACCAGCAAAGUGGUGGGUUUGCCAGAAGUGUGGGUGGAAAUAUGCACAAGCGUGCAAGCCCUUCCAAGGCAAGUGCACCGUCUCGAGGGGCACAGCAUGCGGUGGCCCAGUAGUGCUGAAGUGAGACGGCUCUGAGCUUGGCACUUAGUGCUGAAGUGAGCGACGGGAGCAUGACAAAGCUAUUGCUCAUGAUUCUUGUGCUGCUGGGUGCUUGGCGGAAAGCUGACCAGAUUCAAGCGUGCGCUGAUGUGUCACCAGCAAGGGUCAAAUAGAGGGGAUUCAACAUGUGACUCACAGGUCUGAGAUGGUUUCAGGAACACUAUGUACAGGUUGUUCUUUUUCAGAGGGCUUGGGCAAAGUCUAGCUUUGAUGCUUGAAUGCUGGUAUUGAAAAACUGCCGUAUGCUUCAGAUGGCAAAGGUUGGGUGUGAAUGCGCACCUUGUUGAUGCGUCCAAUGUUUCACGCUGUAGAACAGCAUUGCCCAGCUUUCUGGUUGCAAAGCCAAGAGGUUUUAAUAUAUUCACCCCGCUCAGCGGGAGGCCAUUGCUACCACCCACACCGCCGAUCGAUACCACAGUCGCUUGACAUUAUGGGCGCUCACGUGCACGAAAUGAUCAUGCAUGAUCAUUCUAAAUAUGGAAUUGGUCUAGACUCUAGACUUGCUUGCACAUACAGCAGCAGGCGGCAACAUGCAUUGUCCCUUAAAUUGCGAGCCUCCUGUCCAAGGACAAGCGCCCCUUCGCUCAGAAAUAUGGUGAAACACUGUGAAACAUGUAUAUAUGGUGGUUGCCGAAUUUGGCGAUGUGGGGGGGCUCCAGAGCGUGUUGUUAUUGCAUUCCCAUGCAUUUGUUCUUUUCACAUCCUCGCUGUGGCAUAUGGGUUGCCCUGACACAUGAGUCGACCGUUUAUCUUUUGCAUCCUGGUUUUCUGCGAAGCAUUGGCUCUUGUAGUCUCUUUGUUUACUUUAUAUACAUACCUGAUUGUGCCGGUCAUGAAAAAACUGUUUGAAAGCAAGAGUCCCAUAAUGUUCCAUAGCCUGAGUCUGAAGCAAGCUAAAAUAGCACAUUGCAUGCAUGACAUGUGCCAGUUCCCUGCAGACAUGUGAGCGGAGAGAAAACAGACCAGCCAACGCUGUGGGUGUGCAGGUUCAUGUGAUGCCAAGAUUUGUUGAUCAUGAAUCUCACGCAGCUUAGAUCUGAGCAGAAAGUCGAAAGUUUGAAUUUGCG
Molecule: messenger RNA, 2199 nt
Organism: Durusdinium trenchii
Lineage: Eukaryota; Dinophyceae; Suessiales; Symbiodiniaceae
Source: the annotation of a GenBank genome assembly